CGUUGCCAAAAGUAUAUUGCGAGGUGACUCACCUUCCUCCAACGUCAUGAAACAAGCGCUAGAAGAUCCAUUACCACUUGGGCCACGGAUGUUUGAUGCUAUAUUCUUGGGGCCUGUGAAUGGAUCAUAGCAGCCGGCUCACAGCUAUAUUUUCGGAUUGGGUUUAUCGAAACAUUGUGGGCAGGGCAUUUAGCACAGUGGCCGUUCAGGCAGGGCGCAAUUCCCAGAGAAAGAUGGGGAUCCUGGAAAAAGAGGCUCAAAGUACUGCGGAGAGAACUUGGGUCUGACCAGAGAAGUCUGCAGGACAGACUGUUCGAAGCAGGCCAAUACAUGUCGUAUGAGAUAGAUCAAAAGCGCCAGGAGUAUAAAAUCUUUCUAGCAUCAAUAUGGGAAGAGCAAGCAAAUGUAGUUAAAUGGUUGGGUGGCGUGUAAUGCGCCAAGAUCCCGGGGAAGUGCAGGAUGCAUUAGCAAACUGUGGUCACAUUCAUCAUGCCAUGAAAACAUCAAGCCCAUAGUGGCUCAAACUCCCGACGCCAGGCUAUGCAUAUCACUACUAACGCGCCAAUGCCUAGGCGUACAUCAUGUCGCCGUCCUCCUCCUCCUCGUCAUCCUGCACGGCAGGGACCUCCUUCUUCUUCCCCAAGUCUUGACGGCACAUGGGACAUGUACCCUUGCUGCGCAACCAAGGUCCGACGCACUCGAGAUCAAAUCGAUGCCCUCCUUUGCAUGGGAGCUCAACAACGAGGCAAUAUUCGUCUUCUAAAUAGGGCACCUUACAGAUGGCGCAGUCGUCAUCCUUCUUGAGGGUUUUGCGACUGACACGGUCGAUUGAGUCGACAAACUCUUGCGACACCCCAUGCAGGCGAGUGGGAGGAUCGUUGAUAUCAUCUUCGAGAUUCAUUAUCAGAGACUCGAGAAAGUCUCGGUUAUCGUCUGUAGGAGCGGUGGUGUGCAGCUGGUGUAGCUGUUCCUGGAGGAGGCGGAAGAGAGCAGCCGUGUCGACGGGGGUGGGCGUGGCGUGUGGGUUGUGAUGAGGAGUUUGGUCGCCUGAAGGUUCGGCGAUCUGAUCGAGGAGGGAGAAGAAUGAUGACAUGUCUACGCGACGGCCUGAACGGCGGCCUUCAGCAAACUUGACAUUGUGUUCGACUUUGGAAAGUUAGCUAUAAGAUCGAAUGGAGGGGUUGAGGGGGGGGUUAUUUCACGUUACCUUCGUACUGAGUAGCCAUUGUGAAUCCUGGAAAACUGCGUUUGAUUGUUCGUUCGCUGCUGGGGUAAAUAUUGAGAGAGGAAAGCAAGAAUAAUGUGUUGGGAGAAGAGAGGGCGCGCUGGCGUCAAGACGUUGUUGUGUAACGGUCAGACGCAGGCAGAGAUGCUGUCGCAAGUCGAGAGAGAGCUCUUGAGUUGUGGGGUAAGAAAUGAGUGAGUGGAGAACUGGACCCCUGCUUCGAAGUGUGCAGGGGCGCCACAGUUGUGCAGUUAAAGCUGCAGACAGGGCAGGGCAGGGCUGAGGAGGUUGUACGAUUAGGUGCUUACAGCUUCACAUAAAAGCUUGGCCCUUACUAUCGGUUGAUAAUUUAUUCAAGAACAGCCAAGCCAGGUCGAUUUGGAGAAGAAUUGAGACCUUUGCAAUAAAGCAAUUGACUUGAUUGAUCACGAUAUUAUCACAUGUCAACUCAGUUUAAUGUGGCUGAUUACCUACCUAUCCCGCUUGGACCAUGUCGUCACAUCGUUCAGUCCCAAGCUUUCCAUCCGACGGUUUAAAUACUGUGCUUGCGUCCGUCCUGACUGCCUAUCGAUCAACUUGGUUCUGAACUGAUUGUUAUCUUCCGCUUCUCUACCUAUCCAAGUAUCUUACCUUGCCUAGGUACUAUUGUUUUCAUCUUGAUACCCUCAUCUGCUUCUAUUCUUACGAUUCGACACUUGUAUAAACCCUUCACCUACCAUAACCACUAAUUUACCCUAUCGCCAUGUCUUUGCCCUCUGCUGCCAUCAUCGGCUCAACCGGCCUGGUCGGCUCAAACAUCCUUUCAACGCUACUUGCCUCCGAAAUCUACAACCCUGUGCAUACCAUCACCCGACGCGCUCCUAAGGCGACAUCACCUCAUCUCAACGCGAUAGUCGAUGCCGAUACUGCCAAAUGGGCAGAGCUUCUCACAGGGCUCACGCCCAAGCCAUCUGUAGUUUAUUCUGCACUGGGUACCACUCGCGCUCAGGCAGGCGGGAUCGCCAAUCAGUGGAAGAUCGACCAUGACCUCAAUAUCGAACUCGCAAAGUCAUCCAAGGCUGCAGGUGUCUCAACCUUCGUUUUUAUUUCCAGCGCUGGAACACGGUCCCUCCUCUCCUCGUCUUCGCCUUACGCAAAAAUGAAGAACGGAGUUGAAGACGCAAUCAAGGAACUCGACUUUGAGCAAGCCGUGAUUCUCAAGCCCGGCAUGAUCCUCGGUCACAGAGAAGCCAGCCGCACAGUGGAGGGUAUUGCUCAAGGGGCAGUCAACGGUCUUGGCCAUCUCAGCGCUGGUAUCAGAGAUACUCUUGGUCAGGAUGCUGAUGUCAUUGCGAAGGCGGCCGUGAGGGCUGCGCAGUUGGCCAGCGAGGGAAAGGCACCGAGCAAAUACUGGAUCCUUGGUGGAAGCGACAUUAUCAAGUUGGGAAGGACUGAGUGGCCGGGUAGUCAGACUCCCACGGAGACGAAGACCGAGGCUGCUGCGUAGAAUAUUUGCGAGAGUGACUUGACAUAGUCUUUGUGGUGCAGUCAAGACUGUCUCUACCUUUGCACAACGCUUUCGCAGACUGCCAGAAUCAAUUAGCCAUUCAAUGACGUGCUUCCUUAAAUACUCAUUAAUAAAAAGCAUGAAACCAACAGGGCGUUUUCUAAUUCAUAGUGCAUACUCUCCUCCCUCUGCAACACUCAACGGCUCUUGCGAGAGGA
Molecule: messenger RNA, 2929 nt
Organism: Fusarium odoratissimum NRRL 54006
Lineage: Eukaryota; Fungi; Ascomycota; Sordariomycetes; Hypocreales; Nectriaceae
Exons: 1
Coding region: 1968-2711 (247 amino acids)
Biological process (GO): import into nucleus
Cellular component (GO): cytoplasm
Source: RefSeq, a predicted model, not a curated record